AUGUGAUGUAAAAAACAACUGAAACACAACUUAAAUAACUUUCUCUGCUACUAAACAAUCUGCUUUCAUCCAUCCACAAGAUGUUCUCAACACUAUAACGUACAAACGAGAUUUGAAGGAGACCCUGCCCACAGCUCUGAGGAGGCAGGAAGUGUUUAUAUCCUGAUACUAUUAUUGGCGUUGACUGAGUUAUUGUCGUGAUGUAUCGGCAGCCUGUGCUGAAGAACAGGCGCACUCUCCUCGAGAGAGCAGAGAAGUUUAUCUCUAAUAUAUAUUUCACAGACUGCAACCUGAGAGGACGCCUCUAUGGAGACUCUUGCCCGCUCGAGUCCCUCGCCUCCUUCUUGUCCUCUAAACGGAUCACAUUCACGGAAGCUUCCAAGCAGAACUUUGCACCUUAUAAAGUGGGUGAUACCUUUGGACCGACGUGGUGGACUUGCUGGUUUAAAGUGACCCUGAAAAUCCCAGAGUCUUGGAGAGGGAAGGAGGUUCAUCUUCUGUGGGAAAGUGAUGGAGAAGCGAUGGUUUGGAGAGAUGAACAGCCAGUCCAGGGCCUGACGAAAGAGGGUGAAAAGACGAGUUACAUCCUGUCUGAUUGCCUGAAAGAUGAGGAGCCACACAGUGUCACCCUUUAUGUCGAGGUUGCCUGUAAUGGGCUUUUCGGAGCCGGUCAAGGUUCCAUGAUUGCAGCCCCAGAUCCGGACAGGAUGUUUUCCGUACAGAAAGCUGAGCUGGUGGUUUUUAAUCAGGAUGUACAAGAACUGCUGACUGAUUUUGAGAUGCUGAUUGACAUCGUAAAGGAACUCGGAGAGGGAGAGCAACGAGGCUACCAGGCUCUGUUCACUGUCAAUGAGAUGGUGAACCUGUGUGAUCCCUUCGAUCCCAGCUCCUUCUCCAAAGCACACAGUCUAGCUCACAACUUCUUCAGACAGCGGAACGGAGAAAGCCAGCACACUGCUCACGCGAUGGGUCACUGUCACAUAGACUCAGCUUGGUUGUGGCCCUAUGAAGAAACCAUUCGUAAAUGUGGCCGAAGCUGGGUGACAGUGAUCCGUUUAAUGGAGAAGAACCCAGAGUUUGUUUUUACUUGCUCUCAGGCUCAGCAGUUCCAGUGGGUCAAGAGUUGGUACCCAGGACUCUUCUCUGAGAUUCAGCAUUACGUCAAGAAAGGCCAAUUCAUUCCAGUUGGAGGAGCAUGGGUGGAAAUGGAUGGCAAUCUGCCUUCAGGUGAGUCCAUGGUUCGGCAGUUCCUGGAAGGUCAGCGCUUCUUUAACAAUGAGUUUGGGAUCCACUGCAAAGAGUUCUGGCUCCCAGAUACAUUUGGUUACUCAGCCCAACUUCCUCAAAUAAUGCAGGGCUGUGGUAUUUCCAAUUUCUUGACACAGAAGCUCAGCUGGAACUUGGUCAACACCUUUCCUCAUAACACAUUUUUCUGGGAAGGUCUGGAUGGCUCCAAGGUUUUAACACACUUCCCACCUGGAAAUUCUUAUGAGAUGAAGGGCAAGGUUGAAGACCUGGUGAAAACUGUGAAGAAUAACAAAGACAAAGGCAGAGCCAAUCACAGUGCAGUAUUGUUCGGUUUCGGCGAUGGCGGAGGGGGACCCACACAGCUGAUGCUAGACAGACUGCACCGGAUGCAGGACACGGAUGGACUUCCCAAGGUGCAGAUGUCCAGUCCUGAGAAGUUAUUCUCUCAGCUUCAGGCUGACUCAGCUCUGCUUUGUACUUGGACCGGAGAGCUCUUCCUUGAGCUGCAUAACGGCACCUACACCACACAGGCACAGAUUAAGCGAGGGAACCGCCAGUGUGAGACCCUGCUUCAUGACAUUGAGAUAGCCAGCAGCUUGGCACUGUGUCGGGACAGGACUUUUCAGUAUCCUGUGGAAAAACUGCAGGAGCUCUGGAGGUUGCUUCUUCUGAAUCAAUUCCACGAUGUGAUUCCUGGCAGCUGUAUAGAGAUGGUUGUGGAGGAUGCACUCAGGUAUUAUGAAGAUAUCCGCAGUGAUGGUGCUACACUGCUGCAUGAUGCCUGUGGAGUCUUGGGGUCAAAGGGCAACACUGCUGGUGUGUUCAACUCUCUGCCAUGGGAGCGCCAUGAAGUCAUCCAGAUUCAAGACGGCGCUGCUAAACCUAAUCUGGCUCUAGUGAGAGUCCCCAGCAUCGGUUUGUCUCCUGUCAAAGACACACAGCCUGUGACCCCAGUCUCUGUCACUGUUCAAGCUGACGGCACUGUCCUCAUGAAGAACGGGAUUUUACAGACUGUCAUAAACAAAGAUGGCACUUUGGCAUCAUUGUAUCUGAUCAAUGCAAACAGAGAAGCCAUCUCUGACAGCUGUCAUGGGAACCAGUUUGUUAUGUUUGACGAUGUCCCUCUGUACUGGGAUGCUUGGGAUGUAAUGGACUACCAUCUACAGACCAGGAAGCCGGUGUUAGAGGUGGUGAAGCCGGCUCAUGUGGUGUCCUCAGAUGGGCUCCGUGGCAGUGUCAGCGUCACUCUCAGGAUCAGUGAUAAGAGCACUAUCACACAGGAGAUUGUCCUGGACGCCAUGUGUCCUUACAUCAAGUUCAACACAGAGGUGAUCUGGGCAGAGUCUCACAAGUUCCUCAAGGUGGAAUUCCCUGUCCGAGUACGUAGCGCCAAUGCUACCUAUGAGAUUCAGUUUGGUCAUCUGCAGAGACCGACACACAGGAACACUUCAUGGGAUUGGGCCAGAUUUGAGGUUUGGGGUCACAAAUGGGCUGAUUUGUCUGAGCACAACUUUGGAGUUGCACUGCUGAAUGACUGCAAAUACGGAUAUUCAGUCCACAACAACACCAUGACACUGUCCCUAUUGAGAGCACCCAAGGCCCCAGAUGUCAAUGCUGACAUGGGGACUCAUCAUUUCACGUAUGCAAUCAUGCCACACACAGGCUCCUUCCAAGAUUCCUCUGUCAUCCAGUGUGCAUACAACCUCAACUUUCCUUUGAGGUCACUCCAGUGCGCUUCUGACACAGUCCCCUGGAGUGCAUUUUCUGUCAACAGCUCAGCGGUCAUCCUUGAGACAAUCAAACAGGCCGAAGACAGGAAGAGCGCACUUGUAGUCCGGCUUUUUGAGUCACACGGGAGCAGCGUGACCGCGACUCUCUGCACCACACUUCCAGUCAGGGAAGCCUGGCAUUGUGAUCUCUUGGAAAGACCAGACCAGCCUGCACGUAUCACAUCAGAGGGACUUCCUUUGAAAUUCAACCCCUUUCAAAUUGUUUCACUUCUCCUAAUCUUGUAAUAGAUAUUGCAUUUAGCAAGCAUCACAGUAGUCACAAAUUAAACAGACACUUUGCUACUAUGGUAGAAAUUAAUUAAAUGCUAUAAAAUGUAUCAUCUGGUGCUGUUCUAUUGAAUUGAACUUUUCAUAGAAGACAAUUGUGAUUGCUUUUCAUCAAAUCAAUAAAGAUUUGCAGAACUUUUGUAAA
Molecule: messenger RNA, 3450 nt
Organism: Larimichthys crocea (large yellow croaker)
Lineage: Eukaryota; Metazoa; Chordata; Actinopteri; Sciaenidae
Gene: man2c1
Product: mannosidase, alpha, class 2C, member 1
Exons: 26
Coding region: 201-3263 (1020 amino acids)
Biological process (GO): oligosaccharide catabolic process; mannose metabolic process
Molecular function (GO): alpha-mannosidase activity; carbohydrate binding
Source: RefSeq, a predicted model, not a curated record